AUGGUGGGCAUCGUGCUCGCCAUCAUCGGGCAGCUGGCGGACAGCCCGCCGAAGGUCCACUCGGAGUUCGACAUCAAGGGCUACGUGGACAGCACCACGGCACACGUGCUGGCUGCCAUCGUCCCUAGAGAGCUUCGCAGGGCUGGCAACCACAGCGCGCAUAUCAGUCCCAUCGCGGUCAAGACAAGUGCAGUUCAGAGCCACUGCGUUGGAGCCCGGUGCAACGACAAUGCGAAACAGAUCGAGGCCCACGACCAGCGCAUCGAUCACUUUGAGAAGCAGCGGGCGCUCUUCACCAACGAGAAGUCGCCAGUGGAUGCGCUGUCGUCACAGGGCAUGCCGACCAUCGCGGCGCGCAGAGUCAACGCACCAAUUGGUGCGCUCAAGAUCGCCAACAGGGAGUGGGGGCGCAUCGUGGUCGAGGACGCACAGGACUUGCCCGAGGACCUACACGUGGCGGAGGACAAGAACCCGUCUCAGAUUCGGAAGGAGCUCGCACUCAUGUGGGCCAGGAAGGCCAUCCAGGUCAACCGCGAGCCCCUUGUCAUACGUCGGCCCCUCAGUUUCCCCAUCAAGUUCGAGGAGAGUUCCAGGCAGAUCGCCAAGCCCGCGGGGCCCGAAGAGUUUCUGGCGUUGGCCACGAGCUCAACGCAUCCCUGCACGCGCCAGUCUGCGCACGAACCCGGGCUGAGAUGUCGGGGCUUUCCGCGUCGCAGCUUCGAGCCGGGCUUCGAAGGGGGGCCCGUGGACGUGAACGUCGAUGGCCCCUGGCACAUGUCUUUCGCUGGCGCCCCGCAGGGGCGCCCAGUGCCGCGCGCCUUCAGCAACCUCGAUGGUGUCUGGAUCCAGAAGAAGGUCGGCGCAGCCGUUGCAGAGAGCGCGGCCGCUCUUGAUUUGCUCCUGCUGGCGGCCUGGCAGAUCUUCUUAUGCCUGGCGCUGAAUCAAUCUUACACGCGCCCCUCGGACCGCUCCCGGGUCCGACGUCUACCGCAGUGGACGUGGUGUUCGACGCCCGUCGGCCGCGAGACGCUUGGAAACUGUCUUCCGCUGGCGCUCCGCAGGGGCGCCCAGUGCCUCGCGCCCUCGGCAACCUCGAUGGUGUCUGGAUCCAGGUGGAGGUGGAAGAUCAAGCUGAAGAGUAGAUUGGUCGUCAGGCGUCGCAGACCUGGGCAGCUCGGCUCCAAGGGCCACUCCCACGGCAUAGUCCGAGAAUGCUCCGACAACCUUGGCGUCUGCAUCUCUCAGAUCGCGGCAUUUGAGAUGCGCGCGGCGCGCGAGCGGCCCGUCAAAGGACGGGCCGCGAGGGAGUGCCGGCCAGUCCGUGUGGAUUGGGCCCGGUUGCCCGCUGGAAUGGGCGGCGUGCGCGCAAGGGGUGCGGCCGAGGUGUCCCGCAGGGAGAUACGCCAGAAGUUCAUCAAGACCGAGGUCCAUCCGCUGAUGGAGGAGCUCGCAGUCGACUACUACGCCGCCGCGCCGCCGCCCGAGGACAUCGUGAAGCAUCUCAUCCAGUCGCUCGUGAGGAGGAAGUCUUUGCCCGAACCGCCAUCGGGCGAGCUCGACGACUCGGCCCUCGAGAAGGCGCAGGCCUUGGUGGAGCAGCUCCACAACCUGAAGCAGGAAAAGGCCAGACUGCUAGAGGAAUUGGCGAACCCACAGCCGUUGGAGGAUGGCAAGAAGAAGCGCGUCGUGAGAUAG
Molecule: messenger RNA, 1695 nt
Organism: Prorocentrum cordatum
Lineage: Eukaryota; Dinophyceae; Prorocentrales; Prorocentraceae
Source: the annotation of a GenBank genome assembly